GCAAAAAAAAAUAUCAACAAAUCACCCAGAAACUAGAAAUCUCAUUAGUUGAAGCCUAAAAUGACCAAUUAAGAAACUGACUAGUAAUAAAAGUAGCUAAAUAAACCGUCAACUGAGUCACGUAUCAACAAUCCCACAAAGAAUCCGCAGUUUUUUGUUCACAUUAAAAACAAUACACGUCGUCUUCGUACAAAGAGAAAGAGAAAAAAAAAUUAUGUUAAGGAGCAAUUACUGCAUUGAGUCGACAAAUUCGGGUUAAUUAUAUUUAAUCAAUGACAACGGAAUUGACCUGCACCAAUUAUCGCUGACCCCCCUCCGUACAAUCCGUACUCUAAAUGAGAUCUUCCGUCAGCUACAUGCUAAGUGAGUCUGGAAGGGAGCCUGAAAUGUCUCAUCCAGAUUACCAGCAAACGAGUCACGAUCACGGGAGUUUGUUGGUUUUGACGCGCGGCAUUGGCCCGAACAAGUCCAAAUCGCUGCAGCGUGUCUUCGAACGGAUCCAAGAUGUAAAUAAUAUUUGUGUAACAGACUCCGUUCAACAGCCUCGUGACAUUUGGGUGCGCUACAUCCAGGAUCAUCCAGUCGAAAAUAACGAUUGGGGCGAUUUUCAGACGCACCGUCGCCUCUUGGGACUGAUAACUGUGGGAAAAUUCGAUACUCAAGUUGAAUUAAAUGAACUGUGCCGUAUUCAUGAGUCACUAAAAGUGAAAUAUACCAAUACUCUGUACGAUUCGCGUUGCAUCUUGUUCGGUCCGUCGAAGAAAGGCGUCGUGCUUGAAGAAACUUUCGACGACGAUUCGCUAAUUUCGGGUUCCUUGUCGCUAAAUAGCGGCGAUAGUGCUGACAGUGGCAUCACGAACAAGCAAGACGACGCGAAAUCCGCAAAGGAAAGCAAUAAUGGCGAGAUUAUCGCGGAUGAGAAUGACACGAGACCCCUAAAGGAUCGUUUCACGACACCGUCCAACUUCAAAAGUCGCGCAAUUUUCUACGAAGCUGACGAUCCGUGCGACGACCUCGAAAGCAAUAUGCACGAAUUCAUAAACGGCCUUUUCUGGAUACUCGAGUCGAAGCGAUUGGAGAAGACACGUGAAAAAAUCGAUAAAAUCGCCUUGUUGACGGCGCCAUUCGAGAUCAAAGACUUUGUAGGACUCGACAUGGAAAGCAGGAACAACAAAAAACGCUGCAUGGGACGCGCUUCGAAGCAUUUGGGUGACUUGACGUUGCAAGCGGGACUCGUAGCGGAGAGUUUGAAUCUUUUUAAUGCCGCGAGCGAGACUUUACGUGCCAUUGGAGACUCUUUAUGGCUGGGGGCGGCAUACGAAGGCAUGUGUUCCGCCUCCGCCAUCUUACUUUAUCCAAAUUUACGACAUCCGAAGACGGGAAAUGGCGAAAUCGACGAUGUUGUAAACAACAAAAGACGAUUAUCGAACAGAAAAUCGCUUCAAAUUGACCCAGAAACGCCCGGAUCGGAACAAAAUUCGACAACUUCUUCCGUUUCAAGCAGUUCGAGCAUCACAUCGUCCGUUUCGAAUGGCACAGAUUCAUCCAGCUCCACGGAAAAUGCGAAUUCGAACAAUCGAAACAGCGGCGAAGUGCAAUAUCCGUCAAGCAUAUUGACGCCGGAUGAGUUCGUGGCACGAUAUCGUGAUGCCAUCAUCAAUUACAGCAAGUACAAGCACGCGGGAAUCAUUGAGACGGAAGCGGCUCUCAAAGCAGCUCGCAUCUGCAUCGAACAAAAUCAAAAACUAAAUGUAGCGAUGUUCCUUCAAAAUGUCCUGUAUAUCAAUUUAAACAUGAGCGAGCAGGAACGAGUGCGCCGUUUCGAGGUUUUGACCGAAAUGUACAAAGUAAUUGGCUACAAUCGCAAAGCGGCAUUUUGUCAACGACUCGCGGCAUGGCGACAUGUCGCCCAAAGCAACCCCAAUCCCAAUUGGAAUGCGAGUUACAAACUCAUGCUCGAAAGUUUUCCGGGUCACAAGUUGUCUCUGGAGCCCACGGAAGUGCUAACGAAGAAUAUUGGAUGGCCCGUACUUCAAAUUGACCUGUUGCAACAAUUGGUAGGUGCCGCAAGACGUCUUGGGCAAUCUGCACUUGCAACGAGACACAUGACUUUUUUGCUGCAAACAAUGUGGCGCCAUCUAACGCCCACGGAACAACGCGAAAUGGCGCUCCAGCUGCAAAAUUUGAGUGCGCAAUGCGAAGGUUCGCCCGUCGCGUUAAAUCUGGAGAACGGAACGACAAUUCCGCCAGCGAAUUUAACGGAUCUGCCAUAUUGUCAUAGUUUGCAGUUGAAAGAAUUGCCUCCGAGUGCGCGAUCUCACAAACUGGCAAUCACUAAAACGGAUUUUGGGCCAUUUAUUUUCACGCCCAUCAAUUUCGGGUCGAUGGAUCGUCGUGCGAGAGGCAGUCGACGCGCCAAUAAAAACGAACGAAACUGUUCCUUUGACUGGAUUCAGCAUGAUUUGUGCGAAGUAACGCUGCAACUUGCGAAUCCGCUGCCAUUCGAGUUGCCCGUGUCCGAUAUGCGACUCUUGACUGACGGAAUUGUCUUUGAAUCCUUACCGCAAACGAUUAUUCUGCAACCGAAUCACACGACGACUGUCACAUUGCAAGGGACACCCCUGGAGGUGGGCGAAUUAAUUGUGCGCGGCUACAGCACUCAUACGUUGGGCGUGAAAUCAAAUUGUGAACUGAAAGAUAUGCGAGAUCGUCAAUUUCCGCAAGAAUUUGCCAUAAAUGUGAUUCCGGCGUUGCCACGACUUCAAAUUCAAACGUCAACGAGUUUGUCGCCGUCGACUUUCACGCCGAGCGCAAGUAGUUCCGAUGUUGUUGCAAGCGCUUCGUUAACGAUGUACAACGGGGAGACGCAAGAAAUCACAGUUACGCUCAAAAAUACGAGCAAAGUCCCGAUCGAACAUCUCGACUGCAAAAUUACAUCGAGUAUUGAACCGACGUUGUUGAAACGGAUUUUUAGCUUUUCUCCCGAGGAUUUGCAAGCAAAGUUGCCAUUAUUGCCGGACCAAAGUGCGGAAUUUGUUGUCACGGUAUUUGGGGAAGCGGAUUUCGUGGGACCGGUUUCGCUUCCGGCAAAUUCCAUGAAUGACGGGCCGCAAAGUUUGCCGAUUCACAGUAACACGUUGUCAGUUUUUAAUUCGGAUCCGAGUAGGACUAGUUCGCCCACGAGUACGCCACGGAGGACGGAAUUGACAUCCAGCUUUAGAUCAACCCACUCUGGUCAGUCAUCUUUGAACACAAUGAGUCUAAACACGAUAACUGGAAAUGUUCCGCGGCAGAUUGAAGCUCAGUUACGAUUCAGUUAUUCGGGAUCUGCAGCAUUAAAAGCCGGUUUUUGCAGAGAAUGUUCAACAAAUCUUCAUCUAGAGCUGAUCCCAAGUGCGCAAAUCUCAAAUUGGGAUGUUCUUCCAGCAGAAACUGGUUCUCAAUUCUACUUGGUGCUUGACGUUACGAACUUGACGGUGCAGGAAAUGACCCUAAAUUACACCGAUAACAAGACCAUUUUGAUUGAAGCGAAGGAAAGUUGUCGAGUUCCGGUGCCUGUUGAGCGAUGUGACCUGGAAAAGAUUCUUGCCGAGCACAAGGAACAAAAUGAAGAGAGAAUUACACAAAUGAUGCAAAAUGGUCUUUCUGAAGUAGAUUUGCCGGAAAAAUUGUGCGCGACUCAUAUUUCUAACGCGGUGAACCUUAAAUGGACCUUAUCGGGUGCCGAUGUGACUGGAGUGGCAACGUUAAAAGGCAUUUCUUUGUCACAUCACAUGCUGGAUUUAAUUACUUUAGCUCCUCUUCAAUGGGAUGUGUCAAUUAACAAUCAAUCUGUGGCACCACAAAACGAAGUAACGUGCGUUGUAGGUCAAUCCGUGCCACUUGCCAUCCAAAUUUGCAAUGUCUCGUCAAGUACGUUGGAACAACUGACUCUCUCCAUACAAUUUUUCCAGGAUUAUCAGAAUAACAUGCAAAAUUAUCGACUGGAAACGAGAGUUAUUAUGUCUGGACCUAACUUCAUCGAAAUUCCCCAUUUACAACAAAAUUCAAAGGCAUCGUACGAGUGCUCCCUAAUUUUCUUUACGCCAGGACGAUUUAAGGCAGACAUUCAAUGUCGUUCGGCUUCGUCUACCUCUGCAUCUCAUACCGCAGUGCCUCUUAUCAUGGGAGCGUUUGCGGCAAAUAAUUCAGCAAGUAACUCAGCAACGCAUGUUUGGCGAUUCAUACCAAAUAUUGAAGUCACAGUAGUUCUCGAACAAUAAGCUUUUCUUCUCUUAUGAAUUAUCUGUUAUUAAUUAAUUAUUACAACUAUUUAUGUACUUUUUUUUUUAAUAUUUUGCAAUUUUUUUUUUCGGACACUUAUUAAGGGAGACAACACUUAAAAAAAACGGAAAA
This is a messenger RNA of Culicoides brevitarsis, 4395 nucleotides long. It is a transcript of the gene brun, whose product is annotated as protein brunelleschi. Lineage: Eukaryota; Metazoa; Arthropoda; Insecta; Diptera; Ceratopogonidae. The coding region runs from base 336 to 4262 and encodes 1308 amino acids. The record is from RefSeq and is a predicted model, not a curated record. Gene Ontology annotation, cellular component: trans-Golgi network. The transcript is spliced from 7 exons.